Paramuricea clavata is the source of this 882-nucleotide messenger RNA. The record is from the annotation of a GenBank genome assembly. NCBI's taxonomy places the organism in Eukaryota, Metazoa, Cnidaria, Anthozoa, Malacalcyonacea, Plexauridae.
GGCCGCCAACUCAACGUGCAUCUCAAUUUUGUGCUGAACUUUUUUAACGUCAAUAUUCAACGUUUUUCGGUGAAAAGUUUGAAUUUUAGUUGUCAUAUAGGUUUUAAAUAUAAGAAAGCCAUCUCAGGUUGAAUUCAGCGACGCCAUGUCUUCAGAAAAUAUUAAUUAUGACGAUUCAGACAGUGAGAAUAUAAAUUUGGCAACAGUUGGAACCACAGGAUCUACUUCUACAGAGGCUGAUAGUGAUAACCUGCAAAGCGACGAUAGCGAUGCCCCAGUAGGCGUAUCAUGGAAAGAUAGCAAAGCAGUGUUUCAACAAGACGAGAAAAAGAGAAAUGAUGCAGUGAAUUUUGCUCGGUCUGUUGACAAAGCAAAAAGACGUAAGAAAAAUGAAAUGUUCGUUUCCCAAAAAGAAGCAAAGAGAAAGUUAGCCAAACUACCAGAGGACAUUGUACAAGCUGUUGCUAAGAAACCAAAACUAGUAGAAGUGGAUAAAAUUGAGAAAGAAAAUAAGAAACUAGAAAGAAGGAAAGCAAGAAAGAAGAGCAAUGAAGAAAGCAAAACAGAAGAAUAUUGUCACGUUGUAAUACUGGAGGAAGAAGUUAAUAAAUCUAAGAAAGUUCAGGAAUCUGCAGCAGAAUUCUUGAAAAAUCAUCUCUAUGGAAACAGACUUCAGAGGACAUCAGGAUCAAAACAAUUAACAAUGCAAUCUAAGAGCUCUGGAGUCAUAAAACCUGCUGUAAAGUUUAGUAAUAAAGUUUAGAACUGUGCCAAACUACCAAGGACAUUUUAAGUUAUAUGUAGUGUUAUAUAUUACAGUACACAACCUAAUAAUAUAUUUAUCAAAUGUAGGUGUAUUUUAAAAGUGUUGAAUAAAACUAU